AUGUUGCGCAAAUUAUAUGAUGAAGAACAAAUAGAGGAAGAUAAAUUUGAAGAAGAGGAGGAAGAAGAUUCCGGUCCCAUCUACGACACCGAUGGAGAAGGGGAAUUUUGUGAAAGAAUAAAUUUCUUGUUUGAAGAGGAAUUUAUUGAAAAAUUCACUUUCAUGGUUGGAGAUGAAAUUAUUGAAGACUCUAGCCCUAUCUACGAUAUUUAUGGGGAAGAGGAUCAUGAAGAAAUUGAAGAAGAAAUAAAUUUUGUGCUUGGAAACGAAAUUGAUGAAAAGUUUUUGAAAGAAAAAGAUUUUGUUGUUACAAACAAAAUUGUUGAAGAAAAGGUUGAAGAAUUCAAAGAGGUGGAGCAAGUUCUUGACCAUGACGAUGUGGUUGUGGUUAAGAAGGAUGAUGAUACUCGUCUUAUAACAAACCGUCUUUCUAAGAACCUAGAAGAAGGAGUGACCCAUCAAGUUCCAAGUUCCAAGCAAUUACGAGGUAGGGAGUUUAUAAUGCUUGGAUUCCUAUUCUUGUGGUGUACCUUUAGUUGGGAAGCCAUGUUAUUGGAACAUGUUGUUCAUCAACCCACAAGUACAAACCAUGAUCUAAUAUUUCAUAUGGCCAUUGUUAAUCCUUUAAAUUAUUUCAAGAAUAAUUUACUAGGUCCUAAUCUUGUUCAUGGGAGUGUACGAAAGUGGUUUUUGAUCCACAAAUGGAAGACACGGUUAGGAUUUCAUUUGGCGAGUUCUUUUAGCUAUUUGAAGAACAUGUGUUUGUAUGGGAGAACAACAAAAUUUGGUUCUUACUGA
This is a messenger RNA of Lactuca saligna, 798 nucleotides long. The record is from the annotation of a GenBank genome assembly. Lineage: Eukaryota; Viridiplantae; Streptophyta; Magnoliopsida; Asterales; Asteraceae.